CUCAGGAGCUGGCCCGCCUCCGUGGUUCAUCAGGGAAGCUGUGGCUCCAGCCUCCUGGGACACACACACACAUACGCGCGCGCGCGCACACACACACACACACACACACACACGCACACCCCACAAACAACAGCCCAGGCUGGAUCUUUCCUCCGGUCUCUUCUCUUGGUAAAACUUCUCGGAGACCCAAAGAGAGGACCCAAAAUCCUGAGGCCAGCUGGCAGCAGCAGAGAAGCCGAGGGAGACUAGAGGAUGUAGUCUGCCCUGCCCUGCUGUGGCUGCUGAACUUUCUUCUUUUUCCUGAAAACAUCCAGACUCUCUCUUCUCCCAGACUGGGAAGCAGAACACAGGCCCCCUGCUGCGACACUGCCCCUGAGCUGAGGCUGACCUCAGAGGAGAUAAAGCCACUGGGCUACUGAUACUGUGAUCCAUAGCCCUCAUUCCCAACUGAAGGAAAGACCAACUUCUGCAGGAGAUAAAGCCACUGGGCUACUGAUGCUGUGGUCCAUAGCCCUCAUUCCCAACUGCAGGAAAGACCAACUUCUGCAGGAGAUAAAGCCACUGGGCUACUGAUACUGUGAUCCAUAGCCCUCAUUCCCAACUGAAGGAAAGACCACAUUUCGGUUAAAGGCUGCGCCGUCUCCUGAAGCCCAGCCUGCUCCACCUGAGCUGGUGAUGAAGUGAAGGCGGAGUGGGGGCGCAGCCAGGCCUCCAGCAUGCAUCUGAGGUCAACAGCAGUGGAGGCGGACCAGGGGCCAUGUCCCUCAUCUCAUGGCUUCGGUGGAACGAGGCCCCAUCCCGGCUGUCCUCCAGGAGCCCUGCUGAGAUGGUGCUGGAGACACUUAUGAUGGAGCUGACGGGGCAGAUGCGAGAGGCUGAGAGGCAGCAGCGGGAGCGCAGCAAUGUGGUCAGGAAGGUCUGCACUGGUGUGGACUACAGCUGGCUGGCCAGCACACCCCGACCCACCUAUGACCUCAGCCCCAGUGAACGGCUGCAGCUGGAGGAUGUCUGCAUCAAGAUCCACCCAUCCUACUGUGGGCCUGCCAUCCUCAGGUUCCGGCAGCUGCUGGAGGAGCAGGAGCCAGAGGUGCAGGAGGUGUCCGGGCUUUUCCGCUCGGUGCUGCAGGAGGUCCUGGAGAGGAUGAAGCAGGAGGAGGAGGCCCAUAAGCUGACGCGCCAGUGGAGCCUGCGGCCCCGCGGCAGCCUGGCCACCUUUAAGACCCGCGCGCGCAUCUCCCCCUUCGCCAGCGACAUCCGGACCAUCUCCGAGGACGUGGAGAGGGACACGCCGCCGCCGCUGCGGUCCUGGAGCAUGCCCGAAUUCCGGGCUCCCAAAGCUGACUGACCCCUGCCGCUCCCCUGCCCAGAAGUGGAGCCGUCUACAGGGGCAUGAUAGGCUGGUGACCGGGGCGCCGGGCCCUGGAACCUCCCCACCUAGCCCUGACGAGGAGACGGAAACCCCAGGCGGCCCCAUCCCAAGACGCUGCUGUACAAUGAAGCAAUUCCCCGGCCCACCCUCUUCCUCUGGCCACAAAGCCGAGUUAGGUCCUAGAGCAGCACCGCCCUCGCCCUCGCCCUCGCCCUCUCCUGUAGCCUGCAGGAGCACCCCUUCCCAAACUGGCAGAUUCAAGACCUUGGAAGACAGACCAUUGCCCCGUCCUCAUCUCCUGCUUCUGCCUAAAAGGGGAGAGUUGCCCUACCUUUUUACAAGACCUAGAGUCUUACCCCAGUUUCAGGGAUGUCCCAUUCACUCCCCUACCCCCAUCCCCAAUGAUCAGGGACCUGUUUAAUGGUAUCCAUUCUCGCUAGUGACUGGCUGAGCUCACCACUGCAGGUGGGUCACAGCCUCACGGACAGGUACAGCUGGAAGCGACCAGAGAGACAAUUAGAUCCACUCUCUUUAGCUAGUAAAUUCGGAAAUUGAGGCUCAGAGAGGAACACUUCUUCCACCUUUAACUGUAGCCAGCUCCUCAUGAACAGUGAGAUUGUUCCUGCAUGAAUAGUGUCUGUUCCUGAGUCUGGAAUCCUGGGCUGGGAUGGGACAGGUCCAAAGGAUACAUCUCUACCUACCUGUGGCCUGAUCUAUCUCUUACCUUGGCACUGGGAUGAGGGUCUAAGCUGCUCUCCAGAAGUGUAGCUAGGGGUGGAGGCAGGUUACUCAUUACCCCAUGCCACAGUGUCAUCAGAUGGGCUAUGGCCAGUGCCUAGCAGCUUCUUCCAGAGGCCUUCAGACGCUGCUCUAAAGAGCCCAGAUUUUUCAAUUCCAGGAUUCCCCCUUCUGCAGCUGGUCACACUUGCUCUCUGACUUUCUCCAGGAAGUGAUGCCCAAAGCCCUGACUGACCAUGAGGCACCUGAGUGAAAUGUUCUAGAAGAGCUUCCUGCAGACUUCACUGUCCUUCCCUUUUCUAACAUGGUUAGGCCUUGAGGAUGGGCAUGUGAAUUACCCAAUGUGUGGAUCACUCGUGGAAAAUCUGGAAGGCCAGGAGGCCUUCCCGCCUUCCCAUACACUCAGGGGUUGAAGUGGAGUAUAAAGGGGAUGGGUGGGGAAAGUGUCUACCCUCAACUACCAGUGCACAUGCAGAAAAUGCAAGUGGAUCUUAAUAGUAGCCUAAAUAAAAUGCCAGGAGGAGAUAUAAUCAACAGAGAGUUGGGCGGGGCCAGAAUCUCUGUAUUCCCUCAGUGGAAAAAGGUUUUUUUUGAAUGAUUUGGUUUUGAAUGAUUUUCACUGGAAUCUGGACAGAGAAUCAUAGGAUGGUGGAAAACCUCUGAUCCAACACUAUCAAGGUGGAAGAGUUGAUUGGCUUAUUAAUAUAAUUGGUAGAGGUUGAGAAUCAUUUAAAAUAUACAUGUUAAACAUCUUACAUAUUUUAUUUGAAGACAUAAAAAGUUCACUUGAUUGCCAAACUUUUUUUUUUUUUGAGAUGGAGUCUUGCUCUGUCACCCAGGCUGGAGUGCAGUGGCACAAUCUUGGCUCAUUACAACCUCCACCUCCUGGGUUCAAGCGAUUCUCCUGCCUCAGCCUCCCAAGUAGUUGGAACUACAGGUGUGCGUCACCAUGGCUGGCUAAUUUUUGUAUUUUUAGUAGAGAUGGGGUUUCGCUAUGUCGGCCAGGCUGGUCUCAAACUCCUGACAUUGUGAUCCACUCUCCUUGGCCUCCCAAAGUGCUGGAAUUAUAGGCGUGAGCCACCAGGCCCAGCCACCAAACUUUUGAUUAGGUGCAAGCUGUGCUUUUUUGUGACCUGUAUGUUUUGUCUGGUGGGAGUCCUACACUUACGUUUUCUUGGUUUGUACUUCAAUCAUAACAGUAAGAACAACUGGCAUAAAAGAAUUCUGGAACAAGCAGAAGUGACCCUUGGUAAGCAGACAGCUCAGCUGGUAGGGGCAAAAGUGUUGGGGAGAAUUAGAAAAAGGUCUCCAUACUGUGGGCUUUCUGGGUGCCCUGGAUGUGGGUCAGCAGAUGUUUUAGAGGAAAUGGUUAACCGGGAGGGAGAUUCAAAGGCGGCUGGAUAAGAGAAUAUCUAUUUUUCUUCCCUAUCACCCUACACAUACGUAUUCUCUCCAAAGAAAGGGAAGACCUGAGGCUUUCAACGUGGUGUUCUUUUUUGAGUUUAAGUAACUGGCUGCCAAUGAAAACCUUUCCUGCCGACUGCAGGCAUGUGGACAGAACCCACCAGCCCCCUCGACACUGGUUGUCCUACUACAGGUAAUCCCAGCUGGUGGCUCUCAAAGUCAUGAGGGUCCAGAAGUUGUUCCUCUGGAUUCAGGUUGUUAAAGGGACUAAUGAUGUCUGCCUCCAUUUCUAUUUUUAAAAACUCACUAACCACAAAUGAAAGAACAAAAAGUUUGAGAGUGUCCUUGUAAGUAUUUGAUGAGUGGCUGGUGGUAUUUUGGAGGGGACAAGUUGAGCAUGUUUAAGACUGCCACAGACAGCCUGUUUGCACCCAGAUCACCACCUCUAGCCACUAGAGGGAGUGGGUGAGAGGCUUGGACUACUUGGUGACUACAAUUUUUUUUUUUUAGCUUAUUAUGAAAAUUUUCAAACACACGAAAAAGUAGAGGGAAAGUUUAAGAAGCCCCAUAAGGUUUAAUGGUUACUAACAUUUGGCCAUAUUUUAUUUUUGUGUGUGGAGUAUUUUAAGAUAAAUCCCAAGAUGUUGUGGCACUUCAUCUCUGAAUACUUCAGUAUGCACUACAUAGGCAUAAGAACUUCCUAUAAGACUAUACGGCCGGGGUCCAAAGUGGCUCCCGCCGGAGGUCGUGGUCCUUGCGAAGGCGAGGUCAUGAGUUCAAGGCUAACCUGAGCAACCUUAUAAGCUCAAACUGAUUGGCAAAAAAAAAAAAAAAGACUAUACGGCCGGGCAUGGUGGCUCAAGCCUGUAAUCCCAGCACUUUGGGAGGCCGAGGCGGGUGGAUCACGAGGUCGAGAGAUCGAGACCAACCUGGUCAACAUGGUGAAACCCUGUCUCUACUAAAAAUACAAAAAAUUAGCUGGGCAUGGUGGUGCGUGCCUGUAAUCCCAGCUACUCAGGAGGCUGAGGCAGGAGAAUUGCCUGAACCCAGGAGGCGGAGGUUGCAGUGAGCCGAGAUCGCGCCAUUGCACUCCAGCCUGGGUAACAAGAGCAAAACUCCGUCUGAAAAAUAAAAUAAUAAAAUAAAGACUAUACUACCAUAAUCACUCAUAACAAAAUUAACAGUAAUUUCUUAAUAUUAUCUAAUGUCCUGUCCAUAUUCAAAUUUCCCUGUUCUCAAGAAAUGAUUCUUGCAGUUUAUUUCUUUGAACAAGGAUCUAAUCAAGCCGCACACGUUGACAAGAAAGUUGAAGUUUAUUUUUGUUGUUAUUUUAUUUGCGGCUUGUUUUAAAGUGGUUAUAUAGUAUUAUGUCAUUCCACAGUUAAGCAUUGUUUAAUGAUAGAGCGCUUAUAGAGCACUCAUGUUAACAUGCAAUAAGUUAAUGACUGAACGAACUCAAAUGAUAAAAAUUCUGCAAUUUAGCCUAAUGAUUCUCUUACUCAGAUUUUUAUUGUGUCAUUUGAUUAAAAUUCUUCCACAGUUGCAA
This is a messenger RNA of Callithrix jacchus (white-tufted-ear marmoset), 5057 nucleotides long. RefSeq names its product RD3 regulator of GUCY2D (gene RD3). The record is from RefSeq and is a predicted model, not a curated record. Lineage: Eukaryota; Metazoa; Chordata; Mammalia; Primates; Cebidae. Gene Ontology annotation, biological process: retina development in camera-type eye.